Messenger RNA from Procambarus clarkii (red swamp crayfish), 861 nucleotides. RefSeq lists its product as uncharacterized. The record is from RefSeq and is a predicted model, not a curated record. NCBI's taxonomy places the organism in Eukaryota, Metazoa, Arthropoda, Malacostraca, Decapoda, Cambaridae.
AUGACCAACAGUGGCACGACCAACAGUGGCACGACCAACAGUGGCACGACCAACAGUGGCACGACCAACAGUGGCAUGACCAACAGUGGCAUGACCAACAGUGGCACGACCAACAGUGGCACGACCAACAGUGGCACGACCAACAGUGGCACGACCAACAGUGGCACGACUAACAGUGGCACGACCAACAGUGGCACGACCAACAGUGGCACGACCAACAGUGGCAUGACCAACAGUGGCAUGACCAACAGUGGCAUGACCAACAGUGGCAUGACCAACAGUGUCACGACCAACAGUGGCAUGACCAACAGAUUCAUGACCAACAGUGGCACGACCAACAGUGGCACGACCAACAGUGGCACGACCAACAGUGGCACGACCAACAGUGGCACAACCAACAGUGGCAUGACUAACAGUGGCAUGACCAACAGUGGCAUGACCAACAGUGGCACGACCAACAGUGGCACGACCAACAGUGGCACGACCAACAGUGGCAUGACCAACAGUGGCAUGACCAACAGUGGCACGACCAACAGUGGCACGACCAACAGUGACACGACCAACAGAUUCAUGACCAACAGUGGCAUGACCAACAGUGGCACGACCAACAGUGGCACGACCAACAGUGACACGACCAACAGAUUCAUGACCAACAGUGGCACGACCAACAGUGUCAUUACCAACAGUGGCAUGACCAACAGUGGCACGACCAACAGUGGCACGACCAACAGUGACACGACCAACAGAUUCAUGACCAACAGUGGCAUGACCAACAGUGGCACGACCAACAGUGACACGACCAACAGUGGCACGACCAACAGUGGCACGACCAACAGUAGGAACAUUGACAAUGAAAAAUAA